Messenger RNA from Gongylonema pulchrum, 315 nucleotides. NCBI's taxonomy places the organism in Eukaryota, Metazoa, Nematoda, Chromadorea, Rhabditida, Gongylonematidae. The record is from the annotation of a GenBank genome assembly.
AUGACGAAAGACGAUGAGAUGAUGCUGCGCUCGGAGCAGGAGAAUUUGCUGGAGGAGGCGAGCCGAGUGGUGCGUUCCGAGUCGUUCGAGAUGAAACGAUGCCUGGACAAAGGUGCACUGAUGGAUGCGCUAAAACAUGCUUCGCAAAUGCUUGCCGAACUACGUACCGGUGCUCUGACACCCAAAUAUUACUACAGACUUUGUAUGUUCCAUUUUUUAUUAAAUUUUUUAUUAAAUUUGAAUAAAAUGCUGUGUUUGAAACGCCUGAGAAAGGAGCAAGGGUUUCUCGGAAAAUUUAGUUACUAUACGUGGUAG